AUGAAGUCGGCUAUUGCUGAUCUCUGCGUCAGCAAACGGGAAGCUCCUGAAAAUUUUCAGAAAUAUUACAAAACCACGCCCACUUACAGGGAAGGCUGCGAUUGGCGACCGCCGUUCAAGUUGGCCGUUGAUAUCGACCAAUGGAGGGGGCGUUACUGCGCAGCCGUAGCGAAGGCUUCAGCGGCGCGGGUCCGCUACGAGCCAGACGCUACCCCGGAUCUGCUACGCCUAGCGACUGAAAAAAUGUAA
Pieris macdunnoughi is the source of this 249-nucleotide messenger RNA. The record is from the annotation of a GenBank genome assembly. NCBI's taxonomy places the organism in Eukaryota, Metazoa, Arthropoda, Insecta, Lepidoptera, Pieridae.